CAGCCAAUCAGGUGACAGCAUGAGGCGACAGCAGGACUCGAUGAGCGCGAGCGUGAGUCCAGCGACGCGUUUGAAAAUCGUUGAAUUUAAACAAUGAUUUCAAGAUCGUCGCUGGUUUUGUUUGCAGUUUUCUGCUUUGGUUUAUGCGAUGAUGGCCAUGAAAUGGAAGAGUUUUUAAAGAGAGAGUAUUCCCUGUCAAAGCCUUACCAGGGUGUGGGCGUCUCGGGCUCGUCUCACUGGGAGUUAAUGGGAGAUGCUCUGAUCACUACGGAUCAUGUUCGUCUCACUCCAGAUCAGCAGAGCAAACAGGGAGCCAUAUGGAGCCGAAUGCCAUGUCACCUGAGGGAUUGGGAACUACAGGUUCACUUUAAGGUUCACGGUCGAGGGAAGAAGAAUCUGAACGGUGACGGUCUGGCGGUCUGGUACACGAAGGAGCGCAUGAGGAGAGGUCCGGUGUUCGGGAACCGGGAUUUCUUCACUGGACUCGGUGUGUUUGUGGACACGUAUCCCAACGAGGAGAAACUUCUGGAGGCUCAGAGGAAGCGAUACACGCCGCGCACGCAGCGUAUCUUCCCGUACGUGUUAGCUAUGGUGGGCAACGGCUCGAUCAGCUACGACCACGAUCGGGACGGGCGUCCCUCAGAACUGGGCGGCUGCAGCGCGAUGGUGCGAAACCUGAAGCACGACAGCUUUCUGUUCAUCAGAUACGUGCGCCGCAGACUCACGAUCAUGCUGGAUAUCGACGGGCAGCACGAGUGGAGAGAUUGCCUGGACGUUCCCGGUGUUCGUCUGCCGCAGGGCUUCUACUUCGGAGCGUCAGCCGUCACUGGAGAUCUGUCAGAUAACCAUGACCUCAUCUCCAUGAAGCUGUACCAGCUGACGGUCCUGCGCAGCAAACAGGAGGACGAGGAGCAGGAGGAGGUUCUGGUUCCCAGCGUCGACAACAUGGAGCUCCUGAGACCGUACGCAGACGAGGAGGGCACGAGCAGCAUCAGCAUCUUCUUCUGCGUGCUCUUCUCCAUGCUGGGAGUGUUUCUGCUGGUGGUGGUGGGACUGGUUCUGUACGGGCACUGGAGCGAGAGCCGGCGCAAGCGCUUCUACUGACACACACACAAACACACACACUCUGUCCAGGGGAAUAACCUCAGCGAUGAACACUCGACCUGUCGUCAUGAUUAUGAUGAUGAUGAUGAAGAUGUGAUGGGCAUCACGAGUCUUAGAUGUGAAUGUCUUUCUCUAACUCCUGCUGCCUUCAUUCUCUCAACCAGUGCUAUAUUUAUUGUAUAUUAUAUAUUUAUUAAUUGUUUGUACAGAACGUCUAACAUCUUGUCACCUGAUUCAGAUGGGAAAUCUGAGGAGCCCAUGGAAUCAGAAUUAAAGUUUUGUUGAUU
Messenger RNA from Rhinichthys klamathensis goyatoka, 1391 nucleotides. RefSeq names its product lectin, mannose-binding 2-like a (gene lman2la). Gene Ontology annotation, biological process: endoplasmic reticulum organization; endoplasmic reticulum to Golgi vesicle-mediated transport; Golgi organization. The transcript has 9 exons. Gene Ontology annotation, molecular function: D-mannose binding. Gene Ontology annotation, cellular component: endoplasmic reticulum membrane; Golgi membrane; endoplasmic reticulum-Golgi intermediate compartment. NCBI's taxonomy places the organism in Eukaryota, Metazoa, Chordata, Actinopteri, Cypriniformes, Leuciscidae. Bases 94 to 1104 code for a protein of 336 amino acids. The record is from RefSeq and is a predicted model, not a curated record.